CCCGCAAAGAAGGGCGAAUGAUCGCGCUCGAGAGAAGCGACAAAGGGCCGAAAUGUGCAGCGAAAGGAAUCGAGAGCUCGGAGCUGCUAGAGUAAAAGCGAAGGAGGUCUGAGAGGCUCACGGGGAUUGCUUGCACAGCUGCUCGGAGGAGGAGGCCCCAGAGACAUCCGCAGAGAAGUGGCGAAGCGACCAAGGCGAUAGCUCUGCAUUGUUUAGGUCCGGAGGGUGGUAGUGAGCAGGGCAGAGGAGAGCAAAGUGCACUCGAGCGCGUGGCGCACGUCGAUCUGUCUCGACAGGGUUGUGGUUCAUUAAUUCAUUUUGCGAGAGCAGCGAUGGCCGAAAUGAUGCAAGCUGUACAGUAUUCUAGCUAUGGCGGAGCGCAUGCGGCUCUUCAGCACAAGGAAAUCCCGAUCCCUGUACCGAAGAAGGGAGAGAUUUUGGUCAAGGUCGAAGCAGCCUCUGUGAAUCCCGUCGACUGGAAAAUGCAGGGUGGAGUGAUGCGUCCCAUGCUCCCAGCGAAAUUUCCUCACACACCAGGCACGGACAUCGCAGGGGAGGUCGUGAAAGUUGGAUCUGAAGUCAAGGACUUUGCACCUGGUGACAAGGUCGUAGCUUGGCUUGAAUUGAAGCAUGGAGGUGCAAUGGCGCAGUACGCCGUCGCCAACCCGAAAACGACUGUCGUGAGGCCUCCUGAAGUGUCGGCCGUUGAAGCUGCGUGCCUUCCUGUGGCAGCCCUAACCGCACUGCAAGCUUUGACAAGCGGUGGCAUGAAUUUUGACGGAAGCUACAGCGGAAACGUUCUUGUUACCGGGGCUUCUGGUGGUGUUGGAACCUACGCUGUCCAGCUUGGGAAAAUUGCUGGUGCCCAUGUGACCGCGACUUGUGGAGAGCGAAACAUCGAGCUGAUCAAGUUUUUAGGAGCUGAUGAAGUAUUGGACUACAAGACGCCUGAGGGCAAGAAGCUCAUUAGCCCGUCUGGAAAGAAGUAUGAUCUCGUGGUCAAUGCUGCCGCCAGCGCAGUCACUUUCUCCGACAUGCAGCCACAGUUAGCUCCCAAGGGUGUCGUUUUCGAACUGACUCCUAGCCCCAAAACCUUUUUGACUUCUGUUAUUAAGAGGGUGUCUAUGUCGAAGCAAAAGUACAACCAGCUCAUGCUAAAUGUGGAGGCACGCAACCUAGAAAUGCUGGUCGGUUUCGUUAAAGAAGGAAAAUUGCACGCCGUAAUAGAUUCUAAGUUCCCGUUGGCCAAAGUUGAGGAGGCAUGGAAGAAAAGCAAGGAGGGGCACGCCGUCGGUAAAAUCGUCAUCACUGUUACUGAGGAAUAGAUCCAAGUCACAUUAUUUACGAAUUCGUCAGUCCGCUUUGAUUUAAAAAAUUGAUAAAAUGUCUAUGUACAGAUUUUUAACUAGCCUAGAAUUUUGUCGAGGGUUUAGGUUAGGGUUUAGGCUUUGCGAACUUUCUUCGUCUUACGGGAGAUUCUGGUUCGGGUACCCUUUCGUUGGGAUUACAAGUAUCAAGACCACCUAUCAGUUGUUUAUGUCUAUGUGCUGCGUUGCUCAGUGGUGGAACUGACUCGAAAGUUUUGUACAGUCGUUGUCGUUGUAAUAAAUGAUGGACCAUGCCCUUUACAUGGAUUAGUUGCCAGAUUGCUGUUUUC
Messenger RNA from Marchantia polymorpha subsp. ruderalis, 1657 nucleotides. Lineage: Eukaryota; Viridiplantae; Streptophyta; Marchantiopsida; Marchantiales; Marchantiaceae. The record is from the annotation of a GenBank genome assembly.